Spirodela intermedia is the source of this 2964-nucleotide messenger RNA. The record is from the annotation of a GenBank genome assembly. Lineage: Eukaryota; Viridiplantae; Streptophyta; Magnoliopsida; Alismatales; Araceae.
AUGGCGGCCGUCGCUGCCGCUCCCGCGGCGGCGCUGGCGGGUCGGUCGUCGCUGAGAAGGGCAUUUCUAUGGUCUUCGCAAGCUCGCCGGCUAUCUCCUCUCAAAUUCCCCUCGUACUCUCGGGGUAAGAGGACGGGUACGGUCAGACCUCGUUGGUUCCUCGUCUCUGGAAACCACGAGAAGGGGCGCGUCUGAACGGCGUAUUUGUCACUUUUUGGUACAGUUCAGGUGCGCCAUUCGGAAGUGGAAGCUCUCGGGAGAGACGGAGUUUUCUGUGAGAUAGCUCCCGGAGGGAUUGCGGAUAAGAAUGUCGCGGAGGCCGUCAAGAACGUAAUUGAGAUGGUACUUCGUUGCAUCACUGUUUUUCUCCCUCCUCCUCGUCAAUUUGUUGAGUCAUAACGUGAUACGAGUCGGUGGAGAGGAUCUUUGUGCCGUUUUGAUUCGUUUUUUGUGGGCGGUGGCGUUCUGGGAGUCACUGUCAGUGUAGGUCUUCCUGACUAUUCAUCGAUUCCUUUUACUCUUUUCAAUAUUCCGAUCGUCAAAACAGUCACGAACAUUGUAUGAAACUGUGUCAAUCCGAAAGCACACAAGAUAGCACAUAUACAUCCCCACUGAUGAAACUUGGAGCUGACUUUAUUCUGGCAUCGUGUUUUCUUUAUUGAUUUCAUGAAUUUAUCGGCUGACUUUUUUCUGCAUUUUAAAAAAUUUCACGGAGGAACCGCCUGGUGACAUCUGCACAUAUCAAAUGUAUGGUUAUAUCAUGAAAUUUGAAUUUGAUCCCUGAGAUUAUUUCGUAUAAAAUAGAUAGUUCUACCAUGUCUUCACUUAUUUAAGUCAAUAUGAUGAAAAUGUUAUUCACUAAUCUCUUUUUGUGGUAUUUCAUCUCUGUGAAAUAAUUAGUCUUCCAUUCAUCGAAGCUAUGUUUCUCAGGUCCGCAAUCGUGUUUCAUCACUUAUGCCAUUGAUUUAUAUUGCGUUGACUCAAUGAUUCUCCUUUAACCAGGCAAGAAGGGCCUCCAUACGAAGAAGCAUCAUACACACAAAUUUUCUUACUCCACCUGUAGUGAAGGAAGCAACAAUGGCCCUAGAGAAGUUAGCUGAUGUCAGGGCCGUGGCCCAGGGAGGAUACCCUCAGGUAAGCGUUACUCUGUACUACUUCUUGUUGACUGCUAGAUUUAACUAAACCCUACUUCUCAUUGCCUAGCCGCAUCCCAAUCGUCUUAAGAAAUAUGUUGUGCCUUAUAUAUGUUUGAAUUGUCAAGGCUGAGCGUUGUCGGAUUUCUGUUGGGCAUCCUGACACCAUGGAAACCACUCCAGAUGCAAUUUCUGCUGUGAGGUAUAUUCAAAUCUCUUAUUAUCGGAAAUCCUAAUGCAUAACUGGCCCAAGAAGGUUCAGAAAUGCAUCUUAUCAUUUAAGAUAGAUCGGUGUGCACUAUUGAUUAUUCAGCAGUAUGUUCGGUGGUCUCCUACACAAGAACGGACUGCUAGCCCUUUGAGAGGAUGAAGCUUGUGCAGGAUGAAACAGAGACUAAGUACGAAACAAUGAGGUUCUAUACGCUGAAGAUGGGUGGUGCUGCUGUGGAUGAACUUAUAUCGGAUCUUGUGCCCUGCAGACUAGGAAAGCAAGCUUCCUGUGUAGAGGGCCUUCAUCAGGGUGCCUUCUUGGUGCCGUCCUCGUUUUUUUUUUUUUUUUUCUCUGAAAGUGUCGUUCGAAAUAAUCUCAAUAUAUGUUGUUAUCCAUUUUCUCAAGGUUAAAAAUCCUUCCAUUUUUUAAAAGUAAGCUACAAAUUUUCUUCGUUCUUAAUGAAGCAACUGAAUAGUCAUUUCUCCCAGAAUCUCAGGGAACUUUGAGUUUGACCCUUGCGCUCAUGGCGACUUCCUUGGAGCAAUCCUGGGUACAGGCAUCGUGAGGGAUAAAGUGGGAGACAUAUUAUUGCAGGUAAAUAUGAAUCUGCCUAAAGUCUCCCUGCUUGUCUGGUGAUCUUCUCUUGGUGCAUAUGCUUUUAUAAGUAUCAAUAAAAUAGUUUUAAAACGCUUUUACCCAGGGAGAAAAGGGUGCCCAAGUCCUCAUCGUGCCAGAACUCGUUGACUUCCUCGUAUCAACAUUAGACAAGGUCAAGGUCUCUUGGCUUACUGUUUCUAUGUAAAUGGUCUGCUCACGGAACCUUAGUACACAUGUUGACCCAACUGUUCUUCAUUUUCUUUUUGUUCAUACAUAUCAAGUGCAGACAAAAGGAAGUUGAAUGAAAUGAUACCGCAUUAACUGGUUUUUAAAGCAGUUAUGAUCGUUUCUUCUUAAGGAUUUACAUUAUAACGCCAAAUUCACGCACAGAUUAUGUAAAAUUUCUGCUGUCGAUCUUCCCCACCCUACAGGUCGGCAAUGUUUCUGUUUCUUGUACGGAGAUACCAUUGCUUGCCUUAGAGUAUGAACCACCAAGGUUGGCGAUCACGUCUCCAUUUGCCUUCAUCUCUUAAAACGGGUGUUUACUCUUCCUUGGUCUUAUCAUCCAUGGCAGGACAAGGUCGUUUAGAACGAUAGAAGCAUCACUCCGGGUCGAUGCCCUUGCCAGCGCAGGAUUCAAGAUAUCACGUUCAAAGCUUGUUUCUUUGAUCAGGUCUGUCUUUUCCAUGAAACCUGGCGAAUUCAUCGCUUCUCAUCCAUCACCUGCGCCGGCCACCCACGUCUCCAUUGAUUCAUCUAACUGUAGAUUGUUUCGUUUCAGCAAUGGAGAUGUGAGGGUGAACUGGUCUCCUGUCACGAAGAACGGAGCCACACUCAAGACCGGCGACGUCGUCUCUGUCAGUGGGAAGGGAAGACUGAAGGUAUCAGCUGCUGGCCAUGAGAAGGUAUCAGAUCUCUCUGAGCGUCAUCUCUGAACAUGAUUCUCCAUGUCACUUGCAGGUUGGGGAGAUCGUUGCUACAAAGAAGGGAAAAUUUUCGGUUGAACUCAUUCAGUAUUUAUAA